AUGAACGAACAAGAAUUGGAAUUAUUGUACACGCAACAACUAAACGACGAGCUUGUGCAUCAGACACGCCAAGCGAUCACCCGACUCGUCGAGUUAUAUCCUCAGGAAUUCGGUCUUGAAGCAUUAAUCCCAUCCACUCGUCGAUUUCAACCUACCCACUGGUCGUUCCUUUGGCGACAGCAAUUGUCUUACAAAGUACUGGGUGAGAAAUACGGUAUCGAAAAAGUGAUCAACACAUCGCAUCCUCGUGCCAGUAAAGCGGUUCGACAACUGUUCAUUGACGAUCUGGAUCGAUACAUGCAAUGGUUCCCGUGGGGAUGGUUUUCCAACAUGCAAUUUAUCGGCGCGGGUGGAUUUUCCGCCGUAUACGCAACACUGAUGAUUCCCCCUUACGACGUUCAGCCCACACGAGUUGCCCUCAAAAUUGUCGAUGACAAAGUCCUGAACGAGAUCUCGGUUCAAGCGAAAGCUUUUUUACCACUGCUUUUUCAAGGCUUGACGGUGUGUGAAAGUACGGGAGAUCUGAUGAUGGUGAUGAAGAUGAGCAAUGAUGGCAAUCUGGAAGAUCAUAUGCAACAAAUGCCGCUGGAGGAUUUGGAUUUGAAAACCAUCACAGGCACCAUUCUACGAUUAACGGUGAAUUUGGCCGAUCUUCACAAGGCGGAAACCUGUCAUCGCAAUGUGCACCCGCGCAACAUCAUGUGUACGGACAGCGACUACUUCUUAGUGGAUUAUCGAUUUUCGACGCCUUCACGCGAAUCGUCGUCGGUGACGGCGCUGACCAAAGCCGUAUAUGGACGAUUACCCUAUGUAGCACCGGAAGUGCGACGAGGCGUGUACACCGAGAAAUCGGACAUCUACAGUCUGGGGAUCAUUAUUUGGCAACUGGUGAGCAAGGUGGUUUUCCCCUCACCGGACGUCUUAUUGGAUAUGAGCAAAAAGUCGGUCUCGGAGAACGUGUACCGAAUUGAACCUGUGCCGGGCUUACCAGCGUGGUACGAAAAGCUUUACGUGGCAUGCCUCGAACCACGGCCAGAGAACCGUCCAGAUGCUGCGGAACUGUGUCGAGUGUUGCAAAACAUUCAUGACACAUUGGAUUUCUCGGUGCCUUUGGAUCCAAGGGUUACAGCUUAUAUCGUUGCUCGGCGGGCCGAAGUAGCUGAUCAUUUGCGCACCUACUCCAAAGUCAAAGGGAUCGUGUCAGCCUCGACCACCCGUCUUUAUACCCUUUCCAAUUUGCCGGCCACCGAUCAUUUCGUAUCGUUACCUUUUCAGAAUAUGCCGUUUCGACUCGCAUGGAAUAGUUGA
Molecule: messenger RNA, 1308 nt
Organism: Radiomyces spectabilis
Lineage: Eukaryota; Fungi; Mucoromycota; Mucoromycetes; Mucorales; Radiomycetaceae
Product: kinase-like domain-containing protein
Exons: 3
Coding region: 1-1308 (435 amino acids)
Biological process (GO): protein phosphorylation
Molecular function (GO): protein kinase activity; ATP binding
Source: RefSeq, a predicted model, not a curated record